Molecule: messenger RNA, 6245 nt
Organism: Physella acuta
Lineage: Eukaryota; Metazoa; Mollusca; Gastropoda; Physidae
Product: muscle, skeletal receptor tyrosine protein kinase
Biological process (GO): cell surface receptor protein tyrosine kinase signaling pathway; positive regulation of kinase activity; protein phosphorylation
Cellular component (GO): signaling receptor complex; plasma membrane
Molecular function (GO): ATP binding; transmembrane receptor protein tyrosine kinase activity; Wnt-protein binding
Source: RefSeq, a predicted model, not a curated record
CCUAUACGACCAACCGUAACGAUUUUAAACAAUUUGUAUAACAAAGUAUGCUGCUUUUGUUGAAUUAAAAGAAAUAUGCCGUAUGGGUUUGUUAGACCGAGAUCUGUUUACAAGAAUUCUGUUAAUUUUUUCUAAUGUCAGAUUUAAGAACGGAAUACCAACGCCUGGAAUGAAUUGUAACAUCGGAAAUAUCUUCCCGGUAACCGAGUUUACCAUUGUGACUGUGUCAUAGCACCUUGCGGAAUCAUCGGAAGUAGCCGAGCCCUUUGCCGAAUGUCGCCGAAGCUGUCAAUACUGUGUUGUGUGAUUGUGUCGUGCUAACAUCGUGUGUGGUUCUUGUAGUAAUGGAAUGUAAGUGGUCGGGAAGUUAAGCGUAGCCAGAAGAAACAUGUAGAAAGUGUUGAGGAAACUGUGUGUCAACGGUGAAAUGGAUUAAAUCAUCGACUAUAAUGGCCCGUCAUAAACUUUGGAUAUUUAUUCAAGUUUCAGUCGACGAGUAGGAUGAUUUCGCAUCGAUGGGUCUUCGAAGUGGUCACAUUGACUCUGCUGUGUUUGAUGACAACGCUGGAGGUCCAAGGCUCGUUAGGAGAUCAAAUGAUUAACUGCACUAGCUGUCAUCUAGUUGAGUAUGUUGAACAUAGUCCCCCAAGGAACAAGUCUGCAGGCUACCAAGGUUUGGCUAUACUGAGAGACACCAGGCUGAGACUCUACUGCCCACUGGCCAGUCGUGGGAAAGUCAGAUGGUACCACAACAACAUCCUCCUGAAUGACAACAACAAGGACUUUUUCUUUGAGAUCAACAAGAGCCUGGGGACGCUGACCUUUAAGAAAAUCCAUAUAAUCAAUCGAGGGAAGUACCAGUGCAAAGUUGUGGAUGAGUACCAGAGAAUUCUGGAGUCAGAGAUUACGCCCAUACGUGUUGAAGCCCCAGUUUCCCUAGCCAGCCAACAGCCCACAGAAAACAUCACAGUCUUCACUGGUACAGAGAAGUGGUUCUCAUGCACUGUGGCUGCCAUACCAGAGCCUACCAUCAUCUGGUACAAGAACAAUAUACCGAUGAGCAACCACAGCUCAGUGCUGGAGGAGACAGAUGAGGACAAGGUGGGCUGGACCUCCAGACUGCUGGACGUGGUCACUGAGUCAGCUGUCUACACCUGUAAGGCCACCAACCGCUUGACCUCCACCCACUCGGUCUACACUGUCUCAGCUGACUUCCAUGUCACUGCUGUCUCAGCCGUGGAACCACAAGCAGACGACCCAGGCGUUACCCAGAGCGCCAGCCUGACCCAGCAGCACAUGUGCUCGGCGUACAACGGCACCGUGUGCAGACAGUACCUACACGGCAGGUACGUGUACCACAACAGCAGCAUGGACCCCGAGCAGUUCCUGCAACAGACCUUCUCCGAGAUGGCCCAGCACGUCCCCAGCGGCAGCCUGUGUCAGGUCCCGGCCACCAGGAUGUUGUGCCACCUCAUCUUCCCCGACUGCAAGAACGACACCAACGAGCCACUGCCUCUCUGCAAUGAAAGCUGUUUUGCUGUCCAGACACUCUUCUGCUUCCAAGAGCUGGCCCAGCUGUCCACCACUGAAGGCAGCACCAAAGGUCUUUCACACUUACCACAGUGCUCGGGUUUACCCAGUAAAUGGGACACAACUCUUACUUGCAUUGAAUCUAACCAUCAUGAUUACUCCCCUUCACACGUUCGAGAUGACUGCUAUGUGGAGAAGGGGAGAUGGUACAACGGAACCAUGAAUGUUACAAAGUCUGGCAUUCCCUGCCAACCCUGGGCCGCCAGCUACCCCCAGAGCCACACCCGCUCCCCAAAAAUCUUCCCUGAACUUUUGAAUUCAGAGAACUUUUGCCGCAACCCCGGGGGGGAGGAGGAGAGACCAUGGUGCUACACCACAGACAAGCUGGUCAGAUGGGAGUACUGUGAUCUCCAGGUUUGCCCCAGCACACAGAGACCUGAGGCCAGCCUGGAGGAAUUUGAUGAGCUGCUGAUGACCAUCCUGGUGCCCAUUGUGCUGUCCGUCACUGUCCUGAGCACCUUGGUCAUUGGGCUGCUGCUCAGGUGGAGACACACCCACUACAACGCUGCCCCGCAGGAUGACCUUGACAUUGAGAACCUGCCCAUUAACUCAGCUUAUCAUCAGAUGAAAACCCAUCGUCUCAAUCCAAAGUUAGAAACCCUGGAAUUCCCUAGGAAUGAUAUAGUGUUUAUAGAGGACAUCGGUCAGGGGGCGUUUGGGCGUGUCUUCAAGGCUAGAAUUAUGUGCAGCAACGGCAACUCACACAUCACGGGGGGAAAGCUCAGCGCCAGCAAGCACAACCUGGCCUGCGGCUGCAAGCACAACCGCAACCCCUUCUCCAGCCGGGGUGACCUGAGACAUUUAGAGAUGCACUUCUCCAAGCAGGCGGACAUCAAGCUGCUGGGGGACGACACCAUCUGUGAGGAGAAGCACAGCCAGGGGCAGCUCAUCGCAAUUAAAAUGUUAAAAGAGGACGCCUCAGAAACUGUUCAGGCAGACUUUGAACGUGAGGCUUCACUCAUGGUGGAGUUUGAUCACCCCAAUAUUGUGCGUCUGCUCGGCGUGUGCACCAUUGGUAAACCCAUGUGUCUGCUGUUUGAGUACAUGUCCAAGGGGGAUUUAAAUGAGUUUCUGAGACUGUGCAGUCCUGACCAGUGUCUGCGGCGGAGCGAUGCCGGCUCAGUCCCUUCUAUAGAUGAGGUCAGCAGUAUAGACAUGGCCGACCAGCUUCACAUGGCUCGCCAGAUUGCCAAUGGAAUGAUCUACCUGUCUGACCGAGGUUACGUCCACCGAGACCUGGCCACCAGGAACUGUUUGGUGGGCCGUGGCCUGACCGUCAAAAUUUCUGACUUUGGUCUGGCUCGAAGUAUCCACAGCAUGGAUUACUACCACGGCAGUGAUAAGGACGCCAUACCCAUCCGAUGGAUGCCACCAGAGGCCAUCCUGUUCAAUAAAUUCUCCUCCCAGUCCGAUGUCUGGUCGUUUGGUGUCUUACUGUGGGAAAUUUUCUCAUUUGCCCUUCAGCCUUACUAUGGCAUGACCCACGAGGAAGUCAUCAAUUAUCUACGGGCAGGUAAAGUCCUUGCGCCAACAGAAAAUGAAACGACAGUUGUUUACGAACUAAUGAAAUCAUGCUGGCAUAAAAAGCCGUCAAGUCGUCCAUCUUUCACCUUCCUGUACAGGUCUCUGACACUACUCUAUGAAGACACAUGCAAGCAGAAAGGCAGAAAAGUUUUAAGUUUAUAGUAAUCAAUGUACAUAUCUUGUACCAGCAGGACCAAUGCAAAUGUAUUGUACAGUUUUUCUCUUGUUUAUACCGGCUUAAGUUGAUUGUUCAGAUAUCCCAUGCUGGUGUGUGUGGAGCUCUUAUUCUCCCAUUAUGGUGUGUGUAGAGCUCUUAUUCUCCCAUUAUGGUGUGUGUAGAGCUCUUAUUCUCCCAUUAUGGUGUGUGUGGAGCUCUUAUUCUCCCAUUAUGGUGUGUGUAGAGCUCUUAUUCUCCCAUUAUGGUGUGUGUGGAGCUCUUAUUCUCCCAUUAUGGUGUGUGUAGAGCUCUUAUUCUCCCAUUAUGGUGUGUGUGGAGCUCUUAUUCUCCCAUGCUGGUGUGUGUGGAGCUCUUAUUCUCCCAUUAUGGUGUGUGUGGAGCUCUUAUUCUCCCAUUAUGGUGUGUGUGGAGCUCUUAUUCUCCCAUUAUGGUGUGUGUGGAGCUCUUAUUCUCCCAUUAUGGUGUGUGUGGAGCUCUUAUUCUCCCAUGCUGGUGUGUGUGGAGCUCUUAUUCUCCCAUGCUGGUGUGUGUGGAGCUCUUAUUCUCCCAUUAUGGUGUGUGUGGAGCUCUUAUUCUCCCAUUAUGGUGUGUGUAGGACUCCCAUGCUAGUGUGUGUAGAACACUUACUACGCCUAUGCUUCAUUAAAGGUUCCAGUGUUACUGAGUAGAUUAUAUGUGUACUGACUUAAAGGAAGAUAAAACUUUCUAUUGAUUUCACAAGAAUAAUUCCUAAUCAAAUCCUAAUUUUUAAGGAAGAAAAACCGAAAGAUUUUUAAAAUGAGAGUUUCUGAUUAUCAGCCUGUAAUGUCACCUCUCCUCUUAGAUUUUUGAAUCAUAGUUAAAUAUUUAGCUAAAGCUCACUCAUUAACAACAAUUAUUCACAAAUAACAAAACUAAAGUAUUCACAUAAUUUAAUUUACAAAGUUAACCAGCACUUUCCCCAUUGACAAUGUCAUCAGUUCAGACAACUACUUCAAAGAGAUAAUCAAACGUUUUGACAGUUUUUAGUCCAUAUCAACUAGAACGAUCUGGUCCAUUUCAGCCAACUGGGACUAGACUAAUUACUAUACUAUUAUUAUCCCAUGCCGCUUGCUCUAGUACCAGCUUAAUUAAUUAACUGAUGGUGUAAUUUAUUUAAUGACCAAUCUUAUCUGACAUAUUUAUGACAGACUGGGAUAUCAGUACUAUGCUCUCUUUAAAUUUUUGUUUUGUCUACACCUGUUGAUAAUGUAACAAAAGACUUCAUAAUUUAGUAUUGUUUUAAACUAUUCUUAAUGUACAUAGUCACUGCACCAAAGGGAGGUAACAGUGAAAAUUAAUGCUGAUUGUUUAGAUUUGAUAAGUGAUCUUAAGUGCCAAAUAUGCAUUUAGUUGUACUGAAUUAUUUUAUCCAUUUCUCUCUUUUGGUUGUUUCAUGGAGGCUACAAUAAGUAUAUAAAUAUUUACUUUAACAAGUCUCCAAUGUUACAAUUGUUGUGGUCAAUUGUAUUUAUAAACAUAGACAUAGCUGGCAGAUAGUGGCAAUGUUUGAUUCACUGAAUUUUGCUAGUUUAUAUCCUAAAACACCAGAGAUUUUUUCUUUGAAACUUUGUCAGUCUUUUUCCAGUCUCUCAUUGCCUUGAAAUGCUAUUUAUAGGAGGAAAUUUCUGUAGUGUUACUUAGUUAAAUUGUGUAUUUUUCAUUUGUUGAAAAUGUAAUCAAAAUUUUGUGUAUACCUAUGAACAAAUUGAAGUAUUCCAAUGUGAGAGAGUAUUAAUGGAACUCUUCAUUUUAUAAAGUCCAAAAAAAUUAUAUCAAUUUUUUGCAAUUUUGUACAAAAACUUUUUCACUUGUACAUAUGUUGUGAUAUUCAUAGUGUUUAAAUUACACACAUUUAUCUUUAUGUAUAGCCUACAAUUUUUUAGAUGUAGCAGAAAUACACAAUCAAACAGAACUGCAGUCAAAAUGUCUGGACUUUUUUCAAGUUAUUUUAACAAGAGGUUUUUCUUUGAGGGGCUUGUAAGCCAUGUCACAUACUUAUUCUUGCUGUAGUGUGUUAGUUUCAGUACACAAGCAGCAAUAGACUGAAUCAUUACCAUCUGGAGCAUGACUAAUGCACAAUAGUUUGCAUGUGUCUUCAUGUUCAAUAUGAUGCUUCUGUGUAUAUUAGUGCCUCAACUACACACAGCGAUUGUUUAGAAACAGAAAACAUGCUAUUUUAGGCUUAACACCUGAAAAUGCUUACAAAAUGUUUGUCACAAUGUUACCUGGCCAAUGUAGAUUUAACACCUACCUGGCUAUGUCUCUGAAGGCUGGACUGACCCCCCCCCUUCUGUAACCACUCAACCUGUAACCUAUUUAUAGUGCUUUUUUAACCACGCCUCACCUGUAACCAGCAUACCUCGCCAUGGAAAAAAUCACUUUCUCCCCAAUUUCUACUUAACUAAAUGUAUAAAUACCUGAUCUAUAUCUUUACUUUUUAUACACCUAAUCUAUGUAGCACUUGUGAUUUAAGAAGCCUUACCUACCUACCUCUAUCAUUUCUUAAGCCUUACUUUUUAUACAUUGAAAAGUUUAAAUCUAAUUAUACAUCAAAACUUUGACUCUACAUUAUACAUAUAAAACUUUGAAUAGACCAAGUAAAAAUGUGCUGAUGAUGUUACAUACUAAUGUUGAGCUGUGUAAAUAGUAAUGCCUGACUAUGUCUGCUGUGCCAUGGCAGUUAACUUAUUUUAAAUUGAUCUAUGCACUUCUACUCCAUGUACAAAGUUUUUGUCUCAUUUGUCAGACAUGUCUUGUGGUGUAGAGUUUGUCACUCAUACAAUCUCUUAUUUUUCACUGUACCAAUGUUGUGUAGUACCAACAUCACUGUACCACUGUUGUCUUGUACUGUCAUUAUACCAAAUUGUCAAAUUGAUAGUUUUAUUUUUAUCUACUUUUGUACAUUCCUGUAUUAAACUGAUCCAAAAACUUA